Annulohypoxylon maeteangense is the source of this 1024-nucleotide messenger RNA. RefSeq lists its product as uncharacterized. The coding region runs from base 151 to 966 and encodes 271 amino acids. NCBI's taxonomy places the organism in Eukaryota, Fungi, Ascomycota, Sordariomycetes, Xylariales, Hypoxylaceae. The record is from RefSeq and is a predicted model, not a curated record. The transcript has 2 exons.
GCCUAACCCAUUAUCUAACCCAUGAUGUUUCUUGGCUGCUGGCUAGUCUCAUUGCUUGUCUCGUUUGACAGUUCUUGGCACUUUUAAUUCCACCUCCUUCAUUACGUCGCUUAAUACUACCAAUUACAGCAUUACCAAAUCAUCGACGCGAUGGCGAAUGAUUCGUCCCAAUGGUUGCAAAAAGACGUCAAAGAAAUUGACCCUAUAUCGCGUCAAUUGCUAGAGUCAUAUUCCGGUCUAGCACCAGAAGAAGUUAUACCUCAUUGUUUAGCUAUUCGAGAUAAAGCAUUCGCGCUUUACCCAUGGCCAUGCAUCGGCCAGAUGCGUUUUAUCCGGUUGAGCCUCGCCUCAUACCCUUCGUACGCCAACGCGCUUGAACGUAUCCGAAGCAACCCCGACUCCAGGUUUCUUGAUGUCGGCUGCUGCUUCGGCCAGGAUAUUCGUAAACUCUUCAUUGAUGGAGCGAAGCCAGAGCAGCUAGUUGGCUUAGAUCUUGUGCCGGAGUUCAACACUCUAAGCUACGAUUUGUUUCGCGACGCGUCCAAGUUGUCAUUCGAGUUCCACGCGAGGAACCUUCAUGACGACGACGCAGACUGGAGUCCUCUGGAAAACCGCUUUGACGUGCUACACCUGACCAGCCUGCUUCACAUUUGGAACUGGGAAGGUCAGGUCAAGGCUGCUCAGCGAAUUGCUUCUUUUACGAAACCCGGGGCCAUUCUAAUUGGUAGCUCUUUAGGCAGUGGUGUCGGUGGAGAAUUCCCGAACCUGGAAGGCGAUGGCACAAACUUUCGACAGAGCGAGAAAACAUUUGAGAAGUUCUGGAAAGAGGUAGGUGAGAAGACAAGUACAAAGUGGGAUGUGAAGACAAUAUUCAAGGCCAUGGAUUCUACACGCAUGAACAUGAACCAGAACUGGGCGGAACCAACUAUGGGAAUCCUCCUCUUCGAGGUUACAAGAGUAGAAUAGAUAAAUCUAGGUACCGACAUAUAUGCUUGAUAAAUUUACAAUAUGGACUUCGUUUCGA